Orussus abietinus is the source of this 1325-nucleotide messenger RNA. RefSeq names its product regucalcin-like. NCBI's taxonomy places the organism in Eukaryota, Metazoa, Arthropoda, Insecta, Hymenoptera, Orussidae. Gene Ontology annotation, molecular function: calcium ion binding; gluconolactonase activity. The record is from RefSeq and is a predicted model, not a curated record. Bases 52 to 1095 code for a protein of 347 amino acids. Gene Ontology annotation, biological process: L-ascorbic acid biosynthetic process. The transcript is spliced from 6 exons.
UGAUCCGCAGUCUGCUCAACAGUUAGGAACUACUCCGGACAACAUUUCUUAAUGAUUACCAUGAAUCGAAUAUAUUUAUUAUUGUGCAUCAUCGGACUAGGGCAGUGUUACACGAUUGAACGGAUUACUGAGCCACUAGAUCUCGGAGAAGGUCCACACUGGAAUGCUUUCAAUCAAAUUCUCUACUUUGUCGACAUUACGAAUGGCACAAUUAAUCUCUACGACCCAGCAACCAAAGAACAUAACUCCACUACUUUAGUAAACAUUUCAGGCAGUGGACCGGUAUCUUUUAUAAUACCAGUGGCAGGAACAACAGAUGAAUUCCUGGUGUCGACAGGAUUGGAUAUUAGACAUAUUACAUGGGAUGGUCAGAAUGAUUCUCAAGUACAGAGUUCCAUACUCUACACAGCGACACAGAAACAUGAUGGGUCUCGAUUCAACGAUGCUAAAGUAGAUCGAAUUGGUCAGCUGUGGGCUGGUACCAUGGGACCCGAACCCACUCCAAAUAACAUAACGCUAAGAACAGGAAAAUUAUACAGCGUCGCAUCUACAACACCACUAAAAUCACAUUUGGAAAAUAUUUUAAUAUCGAAUGGUCUAGCUUGGACCAUAGAUGGAAGCGUCAUGUACUAUAUUGAUUCUGGAGACUACACUGUUGAUAAAUUUGACUUCAAUCCAACCGAUGACGAAUCACUUCGUAACAGACAAACAAUUUUUAACUUAACAAAAGAAGGGCUUAAAGGGUUACCAGAUGGGAUGACGAUUGACACAAAAGGAAAUCUUUGGAUCGCUUGUUAUGGAGGCUAUCAGGUAAUCGUUGUUAAUCCAGACGAAGGUAAGUUAGUAAAGACAAUACCAAUCAAUGCCUCACAAGUGACUUCAGUUACUUGGGGCGGUGCAAACCUCAACGAGUUAUACGUAACCUCAGCACGAAUAGGACUAAGUGCUGACGAAAUAAAAAAGUAUCCUCACAGUGGAUCUACCUUCCGAAUAACUGAUCUUGGUGCGAGAGGUUAUCCUGGUGACAAUUAUGGAAUGUACACUCAACCAAGGACUUCGGGUUACGGUCGCCCUAACCUAAAACACCAACAUUGAAAAAUACAAAUAAGUUUUAGGUAGAAAGUAAACACGUGGUUGAAAAUCGAAACGUUCAACGGAUCCUUUCUUCUAAACACAUGCAUUACUGCUUUGAGUGGGUGAUGUUGAAUAAUCUAACUCAGAUAAAAAAAAAGAAAGAAAGCGUCAGGAACGCUCGUGGAACGUUUCGGAGUCCAAGCGUCACUCGAUAAUUUUGUUAAUAAAUAAACUGCUUCAGCAACAUUCAA